This is a messenger RNA of Toxotes jaculatrix (banded archerfish), 1485 nucleotides long. RefSeq names its product ras-related protein Rab-15-like. Lineage: Eukaryota; Metazoa; Chordata; Actinopteri; Toxotidae. The transcript is spliced from 7 exons. The record is from RefSeq and is a predicted model, not a curated record. Bases 58 to 696 code for a protein of 212 amino acids. Gene Ontology annotation, molecular function: GTPase activity; GTP binding.
CAGCCAGGAGUUUGAUGGAAGGAGUCAUGCUUUCUCUCGAGUUUUAGUUUUUUGGUCAUGGCUAAACAGUACGACAUUUUGUUCAGGCUGCUCAUGCUCGGAGACUCGGGAGUGGGAAAGACUUGCAUGUUGCGCCGCUUCACGGAAAGUGAAUUUGAUCCCUCACAUAUUUCCACCAUCGGAGUUGAUUUUAAAAUGAAAACAUUAGAAAUAGACGGAGUCAAGGUGCGUGUACAGAUAUGGGACACGGCCGGUCAGGAGCGUUAUCAGACCAUUACCAAACAGUACUACAGACGGGCUCAGGGCAUCAUCUUCGUAUACGACAUCACAAACGAGCCGUCCUUUCAGCACAUAGCGAAGUGGGCCAGUGAUGUGGAUGAGUAUGCCCCAGACAAAGUGCAGAGGAUCUUGGUAGGAAACAAGUCAGAUGAGGAGCUUGGGAGGCAGGUGACAAAGGACCAAGGAAUCAAGCUUGCAGAAACCUAUGAGAUGGAGUUCUUCGAAACCAGUGCUUCCACCAGCAGUAACAUCAGUGAGUCAUUCACUCGUCUAACUGAACUGGUGCUUCAGGCUCAUAAGAGAGACGUGGACAGCCUGCUGGGAUCCCUGGAUGAUUAUCUAGAAAAGGCUGCAUUGGAGGAGGAGAAGGGGAGUCGAGAUAGCGACAACAACAUUCAGAGGGGUUGUGCCUGUUAGCGAAAGGUGCCAUGGCUGAGACCUUAAGACACCCGUUCCCCUCUGUGACUUGACUCAGCCUUUGUCUGCCUUUUCAUAGGCACUGUAACAGGAUGGCACUUGAUUGGUUUCACUUUUUGUAAGUCAGUAAAGUUACACCUUGGUAAAUGCAGUUAGCUGCAGCUACCAGCAGAGGGCCCUUUUGCUGCAUGAGCAUGCUGCACGAAGGUAAACUCUGUGUCCAUUUGCUCCAGCAAAUCUAUCAAUACGCAUGCUCACUUCAUUUUCCUUGGAGAAAUUCAGUUUUACACUAAACAUCCACUUCAUCACUAUACUCUGUUUUUGUGCUUUUGCUUUUCUGUUGCUUUUUAUUUGAUUUGCAGGCUACAUGUCGACAAAUUGUCUGAUAACACUGGAUUUCAUGUCAAAGAAAUCUGUUUAUUAAGUUGAGCAUAGAUGCUACAACAAGGUGGACGGGGGACAGAGUUGAAUUAUUUACACCUCGAAACUCAAACCAAGCGGAGAUGGAUUCUUUUACAUGAUGAACGUAUUUCCUCAAGGGAGACAUUGUGCCAUGUUCAGUGACUUUUCAAAAUGCAGAACAUGUUUAUUUACCAUCUUAAAUCUAUAUGUACAGUUUGUUCCAUGACUGUGACUGGCAUUGCCUACUGUAAGUUGAGUAUUGAAGCAUUGUUAUUGCUGCUUAAUAUAAUGUUUUCAGGGUCUGAUUAGGUGCCACAGCCAUUGUAAUUUUAGUAUAAUUUUAACACUCAAGAAUGAUGUGAAAUAAACAAAUAAUGUGCAGUGUUU